GGUGUGUCCGUCCUGCCUGUGUGAUAGGCUGUCCCCAGCACAUAUAAACCGAAUCCCCAGGUUCAGUGCAGCCUCAGGGCACCUGGCCACCAUGUGGAUGCUCAUGCCCAUUGCCUUUGCUGGAAAGCUGCUGAGCGCUUUCAGGAAGCCACUGAGCUCUCUAUGGAGCAGCGUGGUCCCCUGGUUCUUCUGGCUCAGGUCAGCACUCUGGCUGGCAAGGGGCAAGGGCACCCAGCCGCCACUGCAGCGGGGCCCGGGAGACCUGCAGCAGAGCGGACGGGAGGAGGGGGGUGCGGACCAGCCCACCACCCCCACCAGCGUCAACUACCACUUCACCCGCCAGUGUAACUACAAGUGUGGUUUCUGCUUCCACACGGCCAAGACGUCCUUUGUGCUGCCCCUGGCUGAGGCCAAGCGAGGGCUACGGCUGCUGCAGGAAGCUGGGAUGGAGAAGAUAAACUUUUCAGGAGGAGAGCCGUUUAUUCACGACCGGGGCGAGUACCUGGGCAAGCUGGUGCGGUUCUGUAAAGAGGAGCUGCGGCUGCCCAGCGUGAGUAUCGUGAGCAACGGGAGCCUCAUCCGCGAGCGCUGGUUCCAGAACUACGGUGAAUAUCUGGACAUCCUUGCCAUCUCCUGUGACAGCUUUGAUGAGCAAGUCAAUGUCCUCAUCGGCCGAGGUCAAGGAAAGAAGAACCAUGUGGAAAAUCUUCAGAAACUCAGGGCGUGGUGUCGAGAAUAUAGAGUGGCCUUCAAGAUAAAUUCUGUCAUUAAUCGAUUCAAUGUGGACGAGGAUAUGAGGGAACAGAUUAAAGCCCUGAACCCUGUCCGCUGGAAAGUCUUCCAGUGCCUCCUGAUUGAGGGGGAGAAUUCUGGAGACGACGCUCUGCGGGAAGCACAACAAUUCGUCAUCAGCGAUGAAGAAUUUGAAGGGUUCUUAGACCUCCACAGAGAGGUGUCCUGUUUGGUGCCCGAGUCUAACCAGAAGAUGAAAGAUUCCUACUUGAUUCUGGAUGAGUAUAUGCGCUUCCUGAAUUGCCAGAAUGGGCGGAAGGACCCUUCCAAGUCGAUCCUGGAUGUUGGAGUAGAAGCCGCUAUAAAAUUCAGUGGAUUUGAUGAAAAGAUGUUUCUGAAGCGAGGAGGGAAAUAUGUAUGGAGCAAGGCAGAUCUGAAGCUGGACUGGUAGAGCUGAAAAUGGAGCCUUCAACCCACCUGUGGGGACUCUUGCUCAGGCUCAAGGUGUGGCAGCUUCCUUCAGCGGCGCGUCCCGUUGGCGUUUUGCAAUGGCCCAGAUCUGAUUUUCUGUUCCACAAGCUAUCCGAUUAUCUGUGGUAACUGAACGCACAAAUCACUUGGGUAAUUGAAAUCCACAGAUAAUGCAAAACCAUUAACUUUAGUUAAUUUGCUUAUUUAGGAUUUAAUUUUUUUGAGCAGUGUUUUCUGACUCCUGUGUUCCCCCAUUUUGAUGUUAUUUUUCCAGUCCUUUUAUUUGAUAGAGUUGGGGUUUUUUUCUGCUAAAUAUUGAGAUGCCAAUUUCCACACCUAGAGCAAUUACAAAAUCUCUCCCCUAAUUACUCGGCUUGCUCCAGUGCUCUUCCCUGUCUGUCUUUCUACCACUGAAGUCUUGGACUCUUGACCCAGGAGUCUGGAAAUAGUCAGCAGGUGUCUCCAAGAGUAGGAAAUGAUCAUCUCAUCAGUUUUCAGUAAGUACCUAGAAGGAGAUCAUUCGUCUGCCCGUGCUCUGCACGACCCCUGGCCCUUGCUGACUAUUCCAUGAACAUAGGCUGCUUUCCUUUCUCUUCCAAGUGUCUCAGCAAAAUGAACAAACCCUUUACAUUUCAUGACAGAGUUGACACAGGGUCCGUGUUUGGGUUGCUCUAUGAGCCUGUUACUCCCACCACCUGAGUCUGCCUAGCAACAACACCUGAGUUCAUUUGAACAGACAGUUGUCCCCGCAUCUCUGAGAAGUGACACCUUAUGGCUCAGAUGGUUAAGCCUUGGGCUCAGGUCGUGCUCUCCAGUUUCUGGGAUGGAGCCCUGCAUCUGGCUCCCUCCUCAGCAGGGAGUUUGCUUCUCCCCCUGCCUGUGUUCUCUCUGUCUCUCUGUCUCUCUCUGUCUCUCUCUCUCAAGUGAAUUAAAAAAAAAAUCUUAAAAAAAAAAGAAACGACACCUUACACCUUACAGAUCAGCCAGAUAAGUUAGGAAAAAGCACUGGGCUGGUAUGUGGGAAAGUGUGUGGAAGCGUCUAGAAUGUACCUGGAUUUUGCGUAAAUGAAGCCAUCGCACAAUAUAAUGUAUCUCAACUAACUCUGAAUCACUUGCAAUAAGGAUAUAAUCUGGGUCAAUAGGAGAAGAUCCUGUGCCUUCCUUUUCUAGCUUCUUUGGGAAAAUAUCACCUAAACUGGGUGUCAGGGAACAAAGUCCCCUCCUUGUGGAAAUAUCACAUGCAGUUUGUUUAUGUAAUUUAGACAGUAUCUCAUUGCGUGGAGAACAAUAAUUUCCUAUCAUUGUUUCAGAAAAGCAAAAUCAUGGAAAAUUUUUUUGCCCAAGCAUAAAAAAAAUUUUAAUCCAGCUGCCAUGCCAGUGUUGGUCACCAGGUGGCAUUAAAUGUUGCUUGAGUCCAUUAAGCAGCCACACAGAAAUUCCAUUUAAUCCAGUUUCCAGACUUAGUGGUUUUGAAAGUUUGGUUUUUGUAAUUUUUUUUUCCUCAGGAAAGAUAUUUCUGCUUCAGAUUUUAAGUCACUAUAAUUCAACUAAAAUAUUUUUGUGUCCCAUCUCAAACAGGGUAACAUAAAUGGGUAAAAUAAAUAUAUAUGCAAAAUUUAAAAAUCAAUUAAUUAAUUUAAAAAACAGGGUGGGUCGUCAUGCAUCUUCCAUUUUAUUUUGUCUUAUAUUUUAAGAGAAAAAAUGAAUUAGAAAACUUUUUUCCUGUGUGCGUUUUGACCAUAGUUAAGCUAGGAUGACUUUAAUAUAAUCAGUAUAAACAUAAAAGGUUUGUUUUUUUUUAAUGUAACGUGAGCACACUUUGCUGAUCUCCACAUUAUUCACCAAGAGCAAGUUCAGCAAAGAAAGAUCGUGGAUGUGGAGGCACUGACGACGUUGUCCAGGGCGCAAUCAUAAUUAUUUGGCACAACAUCUAGAUGGGAAGCCCACAUCCUCUGAGUUGGAAUGAAUUUCUCUCAAAUUCACUCAAAUUCAAAAUGCCAGGAAUUGUAUAACUCUUUCCCCAAAGGGAAUUCUAAAGCAUAACAAAACAAAACAACUGCACCUGAAAAAUAUGCAUUUUAAAUAUUUUUCCAACUGCGCUCCCUGCCCUGUCAGGAUUUGCAAUGUUUAAAAUAUCUAAAUGUUUCUCUUUCUUAAGGGGAAGAAAUAAGGACAUAUAGCAUUAGAGUAAAAUUCAAAUUUGGAUUACAUAACAUUUUGCUUUAGUUUUUCAGUUUUAAAUAGGAAUUUUCAUUUUUGUGAGACAUUCUUUUUUAUUGAAAAGACAAUCUGAGGGCACUCAUCACGGUGCACACUGAGCAGUGGACGGAGUGGUGGGUCACUCAGUUGUACACCUGAAACUAAGACAACACUUUUUGUUACCUGGAAUUAAAAAAAAUAAUAAUGAAUGAAAAAGAAAGGAAAAUAUCAAAUGGUAAUUUAUCUGAGGUGUCUCAAUAUAAGUGUUAAGGGCAAAGGUUUUGCGGUGCUUUGAAGUAUUGCUAAUGUUUACAUUGUGAAUAGAAUAGAAUAGAAUAUGAAUAGAAUUUUGCCUUAAGAAACCUAGGAAGAUCAGACAUUAGUAAUAGCAUAUUGGUUUAAAAAGCAUGCAUCAUCCCUGUCAUUUAGUGAUAAAGGACAUGAAAGUUGCCUAUUUUAAGUUUGAAGAUGGCUGAGAUCACCCAGUUGAGUCAUCUGGAAUGUGGUCCUGCUCCAUCUCCAGGCCUUUGGAGUCUAGUUGUAGGGUUGGUAGGGAGAGCCAUGAUGCUAAAAGCAGCAAACAAAUUCUCAGUGAGGCUCGAUCAGGCAAUAAUUCAUCUUGUUGGCUGUCCUCUUGUUCAAAGACUGUUAAAUCAGCUCUUAUUAGGGGGAGCCUGACCAUGCUGUAAGAUUUUAAGGCUUUGUCUUGAGUGUAUAUAGGUUUCAAUUUGGGGGGAAAAUAUAUUUUCUUGAGUAUCAGUCUGAUGUAUUGUAAGAUGUUGUAAUAUAUUAAAAUAUAUUUUGUACAGUG
Molecule: messenger RNA, 4213 nt
Organism: Ailuropoda melanoleuca (giant panda)
Lineage: Eukaryota; Metazoa; Chordata; Mammalia; Carnivora; Ursidae
Gene: RSAD2
Product: radical S-adenosyl methionine domain containing 2
Exons: 6
Coding region: 92-1183 (363 amino acids)
Biological process (GO): defense response to virus; positive regulation of immune response
Cellular component (GO): endoplasmic reticulum; endoplasmic reticulum membrane; mitochondrion
Molecular function (GO): 4 iron, 4 sulfur cluster binding; catalytic activity
Source: RefSeq, a predicted model, not a curated record